GGGCUGUCGAGACGGUCGCUCUCUCUUCGGUGUCAAGCCGACGGUGAGCCUCCUCCACUUAUUAUUUGGUACAAGGAUGGUCAACAGGUCCAAUCUAUACGCGAAAGACCUGGUACUUCUAAAAAGAUGACCAAAUCCGGAGAACUAAUGUUCCUCUCUUUUGAACCAGAGGAUGAGGGUACCUAUUACUGCAACGCCUCCAAUUCAGAAGGAUGGACAAAGUCAAAGUACGCAAAAGUUUCGCUUGCUUACUUGGAUCCAAUCACUGACGGACCGCAAAAUCAAGUGACUAGUGUUGGAGAAAGUGUGAUAAUGCAGUGUAAAAUUCCCCGUGGUCUUCCAACCCCCAUUAUUACUUGGUUUCAUAAUACAGAACCUGUUCAGAGCUCAAAGCGUAUCACCUUUGUUGACGGGAACUUGCAUAUAGCGGACGUUCAACGCAGGGAUGCUGGCACUUACCAAUGCGAGGUGCGAAAUCGUGCAGGUCGACGUGAAAGUCAGUCGGCUGUUCUAACUGUCCACCAAAAGCCACGGUUUGAGAUAACUCCAUCUAACCAACAGGUGAAAGUUGGGGAAGACGUUGAGUUUGUGUGCCGUGUUAAUGGUGAUCCCAAGCCUUCAAUUUUGUGGCGACGAGAAAACGGUCACCAUAUCCCUGAAGACCGUAGCGUUCUGCGUGACGACAAGAGUCUUCGUAUAUUCCAGGUUCGGCGUGAUGACGCCGGAACGUAUGUAUGUCAGGCCAAGAACGAGGCUGGGAGCGUUGAUGCUUCGGCGAAAUUGGUCGUUCUUUCCCCUCCUAGUUUCACAAUAACACCAUCCGACACUACUGUCGCGGAAGGCGAAAAGGCUGUUUUUAAUUGCCAGGCCAACGGUUCACCACGCCCUUACAUAAGGUGGGUCCACAAUGGCGAAUACUUCCUCUUCCCAGACUUUAGGAGUCCCCAUCUCGUUGGAAAACCACGGGUAUUUGUUGACCAUGAAGGCAGUCUGGUCGUUACGUCAGCGCGCAAGUCUGACGAGGGGAAGUACGAAUGUCGAGCUUCACACAAAACUGGGAUGGUCAGGUCCUCAGCCAAUUUAUUUGUCAGUGAUUCCAACCCUCCUCCAAUAAUUGUUAUCGAACUGGGACCCCAGAAUCAAACGGUCCUUCUCGGAACGACUGCGACUCUGCGCUGUGAGGCCCAUUUACUCGGUGCUGCUGGUCUUCUUGAGGGAUUGCAGCAGGAUUCGUACGGCGUAAGCGUCUCCUGGUCAAAGAAUGGAUUUAAGUUUAUGGCAGACAAUGACCCCAGAAUCGUGUUGCUCUCCCAGGGUACUUUGCAAAUCAAUGAUAUCAAUUUUUCUGAUCAAGGCAAUUACACAUGUCGAGCAGAGACAACACCUGUUUUCACCGAUCAGCAUCAGUUUUAUCCCACUGAAUGGACGGCUAGUCUGCACGUAUCACGGGCAACGCUUCAUUCCACAUAUCAGCCUUCUAUCGUGGAAAACUUACCCAGACCGCCUACCGCCGUAGACAUCGUCGACGUUGGCGACACGUGGAUCUCACUGAAGUGCACAGUUUCUGCUCUUCCCGUAGUUCCAGUCUUUGACGACAUCCAAAACGACCAGCCUUUGAACGAAUUCGGUCUUUCCAUUCCCUCUACCCAAGUUGUUGAGCGCACGCGAGUGCGUAUAGAGUACAUCGGGAUCGACGGUGACCACGGUUGGAUUGUCGCGGCAGAAGCCCGCCCAGACGAGACAGUUAAAAUAGCCGGUCUACAUCCUGAAAGCGGUUAUCGAAUCCUCGCGCGAACUGUUAGCCCACGUGGCGUUGGCAGGCCCUAUGUCCUUCCUCACACCGUCUAUACAAAGAAGCGACACCGCUAUGUCAACUUCACCAACUACCCGACCGACCACAUCAACUCGGUCACAUUCAGUGCACCCAAACUCACAAGCCUUUCGACGUCGGAAGUUGAACUCUCGGGUCGCGUGUGUGGUGCUGCCAACGCAAUCGCUCUGCUGACAGGAAUUCGUGUGCGCUACCGACCUGUGCCGCUGGCGCGUUGUCUACUCCCCGAUCGACCUAGCGUGCGGGGUCCCGCCGACCUCUGUCCCAACUACGUGUCUCCGUCCUUCGAAGAUGAUUUGUCCUAUGCAAACGAGGGCAUCACAUCGCUGUCAGAGGACUAUUGUAGUCUACAACUUCUGCCAGAAAAAACACUCGACUAUUCCCUGUUGGGAGGAGGAGGAGGAGGAGGCGGCGGCGGAGGCCAACUCCCACCAUCUAAUCAGUUAGAGCACUUCCGUUUCAUGGAGCUUAAUCUCGUUGACUCAGCGCCCUUCCGAAUGGUGCUGGAUAACCUCAAUCCCUUCGUGUGCUACGAGGUCGAAGUGGAUGCCUACUCGGAAGACCGGACUUUGGGACGGGUGUACAGCCAGGGGAGCCGCGCUUCCACGGUCCUCACCUUCGAUAGCACACCCAGUCAAGCCCCCCAGGAUGUCAAAACGCGGUGGGUCGGUGAGAAUUACGAGGUUCUCGAAAUCGUCUGGUCCCCGCCUCCGGCAUGGUCCACAAACGGCUUCAUAACCGGCUUCUCAAUUCGACUUCUCGGCAAGGAAUCCGAGCAAAGGAAGACCCUAAGGGUGAGUGCAUCUCUCUUUCGUGCAUUUUGGGUCAAAUUAAAACUUGGAAUGACUUUUUGA
Molecule: messenger RNA, 2685 nt
Organism: Mesocestoides corti
Lineage: Eukaryota; Metazoa; Platyhelminthes; Cestoda; Cyclophyllidea; Mesocestoididae
Source: the annotation of a GenBank genome assembly